This is a messenger RNA of Aspergillus brunneoviolaceus CBS 621.78, 677 nucleotides long. RefSeq names its product GMF family protein. Gene Ontology annotation, molecular function: actin binding; Arp2/3 complex binding. The record is from RefSeq and is a predicted model, not a curated record. Bases 188 to 613 code for a protein of 141 amino acids. Gene Ontology annotation, cellular component: actin cortical patch. The transcript is spliced from 4 exons. NCBI's taxonomy places the organism in Eukaryota, Fungi, Ascomycota, Eurotiomycetes, Eurotiales, Aspergillaceae. Gene Ontology annotation, biological process: negative regulation of Arp2/3 complex-mediated actin nucleation; actin filament debranching.
UCCCAUCAUUCAUCAUCCAUCCAUCCAUCCCACUUGGAGCUAAGUCGCCUUCUCGAUCGACAUCUCCUGCUCCAUUUCUGAUACCCCCCUCGUUCUUUUCGUGUCUGCACCGCUGGUUGUUCGUUGCCAGUCUUAAAGAGAAUUUCGUGUGGUUUGACCCUGGUGAGGUCAUUAUCAUACCAACAAGAUGUCCGAAUCUCGUCUGUAUUCCUUCUCGCCGGAGACGAAAGAAAAGCUCCGCAAGUUUCGCUUGGGGACCUCGCGCGCCAAAGACCCGCAGGCUGUUAUCUAUAUAAUCGACAACAAGAGCCAGGAAAUCCGCCCCGAGGAUGGUGAAGUCUACACGAAGAUGGAAGAUCUCGCCGACGAGCUUCCCGAGACGUCGCCUCGAUUCAUCCUUCUCAGUUACCCGUUGACUUUGCCGUCCGGCCGUCUCACCGUCCCCUAUGUGAUGCUCUACUACCUCCCCGAGAACUGCAACCCCUCGCUGCGGAUGAUGUAUGCGGGUGCCGUCGAGUUGAUGCGCAACACCGCCGAGGUGAACCGUGUGAUUGAGGUGGAGAGUGAGGAGGAUAUCGUGGGGAUCGAGGCCAGAUUGCAGAGUCAGAACUGAGUUGGCGGUCCGGGGGUGCAGGAUGAGGUGUUGGUAUAUAUCAUCUUUCGGGCUCGGGCCUCCU